Messenger RNA from Aspergillus fijiensis CBS 313.89, 1560 nucleotides. Its product is annotated as MFS general substrate transporter. The coding region runs from base 1 to 1560 and encodes 519 amino acids. Gene Ontology annotation, molecular function: carbohydrate:proton symporter activity. Gene Ontology annotation, biological process: carbohydrate transport; transmembrane transport. NCBI's taxonomy places the organism in Eukaryota, Fungi, Ascomycota, Eurotiomycetes, Eurotiales, Aspergillaceae. Gene Ontology annotation, cellular component: membrane. The record is from RefSeq and is a predicted model, not a curated record. The transcript is spliced from 4 exons.
AUGGGAGACGCAGAUGCCCGGAACAGCGACCAUGUCAAUUCGUCCACCGAGGACGUUCGAUCCACCGCUCAGCCGACGGUGUGGGCGACCAUCAAACAAUCCUAUAAGAUAUUGAGCUACUGCCUUGCUCUGACUGCCGGCAUCCUGCUUUACGGGUACGAUAUGGUCAUUGUGAACAAUGUGUCGUCCAUGCCACAGUUCCAGCGUGACUAUGGCCGGGAAUUGAAGGGACAACUGAUCAUCCCCUCGGUCUGGCUGAGCCUCUGGAGCGUGGCCGGCCCGAUCGGGGGCUUGUUCGGUGCGAUCGCGAGCGGCUUCGUCCAAGACCGUAUCGGUCGUCGCUUUUCGCUAGCCAUUGCCAGCCUGCUUUCCGCCAUAGCGGUCGCCGUCUUGUAUGUCUCCAAUUUCGCGACCGAGAUCGACGACCGCAGGGCCAUCUUCCUAGUGGGAAAAUUAGUCCAAGGAUUCGCCGUGUACAUGGUCGUGAGCACGGCUGAGACCUAUAUGUCAGAAGUACUGCCUACCGUGUUACGAGGGCCGACUCUUGCUCUGUUUCCCAUCUUCACACUCGUGGGCCAGUUGGUAGGCAGCGCGGUGGUCUGGAGCGCCCUCCACACUCUUGGAGCGAGGGGCUACCUCAACUGCUUCCUAUCGCAAUGGCCCUUCUCAGCUCUGUCCCUCUUAGUGUCCGUCAUGAUCCCCGAGAGCCCAACGCACCUCGUCCGCCAGAGCCGAUUGGACGAAGCGCUCAAAGCACAGAAACGACUAGAUUCCGCCGAGGUGGACUCCAUGGCCAAGAUCCAACAACUGCGCGCAUCGGCCCAACUCGGGGAGCAAGAAUCCGCGGGAUACCGCGAGUGUUUCGUGGGGGUCAACCGGCGGCGCACAAUCAUCGUCCUCUUCGUGAACAUGAUCCCGAAUAUGAUGGGACUCGUACUGUUGGCCAAAGCAAGCUAUUUCCUGCAGAUCAUCGGCUUGGGAGCGAACACAAGCGUUAUGAUGCUGCAGGUCAGCAUUGGGCUGGGGUUAGCAGCCAAUGUCUUCAGCUUCUGGACGUUGUCCCGAUUUGGCCGCGUAUCGCUCAUCAUUGCAAGCUUGGGGAUCAUAGCACUAUUGUGGCUGGGUAUGGGCAUUGCCGGCUGUUUUUAUGGAGAAGUCACUGUCUGGUACUCGGCUGUGACGUUCUGUUUGGUCGUCGUCUUCAACGGAGCUGGGGCAUGGCCAGCGACCUACGCCGUGGGCGCGGAGACUUCCUCCCUACGGCUCCGCGCCAAGACGCAAGGACUAGGAUGGCUCGUAAAUUGCCUCGCAACUGGGGUUGCCGGUCUGGUGCUGCCCUAUGCAUUCAACCCGGACCAAGGCGCACUGGGCUCAAAGACAGGAUUCAUGUUCUCCGCCUCCAGUCUCGUGGCACUGCUGAUAACAUGGUUCCUGGUGCCGGAGAUGAAAGACCGGACCCCAACUGAAAUCGAUCGUAUGUUCGAAAACCACCUGCCGACGAAGGAGUUCAGAAAAUGGUCACCCGAGAUGGAUGAGGUGACAGUCAGGUUGGGUGUCUGA